AUGUACGGCGUCACCGGUGGUGCCAGGAUGCCGACGCUCAGUGGUAAGUGGGCCGCCGGUUGGGAGGCUGUCGGUCGAGAUUCAGUCGACAUGCUGGGCCUGUCGCGCGAGGUCUUCAUGAAACGAUGCAUCCUCGAGCAGCUCAACAACGUCAAUGGGAAUGCGAUGACGACGACCGUCGCGAAGAACGUCGAUGUCGUCGACGAUAUUUGGGAGGUCGACCUCACGACAUGGUACCUGUACCCGACGCGGAGAGCCGUUCAGUGCCGCUGUGACCAAGAGUGCCGGCAAUACACGGCGGGAUCGCAUCGGUUUGAGGGCUGGCAGAGCCGCGGUGGGCUGGUCAAAGCGAAGCUUCGUCAAGUCGAGCACAGCGCGGAGCUCUCGUACAGGUCUCUAAAACGCAGCGUUAUGAUUAGGUGUAAGUAG
Molecule: messenger RNA, 429 nt
Organism: Phanerochaete carnosa HHB-10118-sp
Lineage: Eukaryota; Fungi; Basidiomycota; Agaricomycetes; Polyporales; Phanerochaetaceae
Exons: 1
Coding region: 1-429 (142 amino acids)
Source: RefSeq, a predicted model, not a curated record